AUGACAACGGUGAGAGCUUUGUUACGUCUUGUGGCUGCAAAUAAUUGGGAAGUGCAUCAAAUGGAUGUGCACAAUGCUUUUCUUCAUGGUGAUCUUCGCAAAGAGGUGUAUAUCAAGCUUCCGCAAGGUUUUACAUUUUCAUCUCCAAAUAAAUUACCUCGCUUACACAAAGCUCUUUACGGAUUACGACAAGCUCUGAGAUGUUGGUAUGAGAAGCUAUCUACGGCUCUCGCAAAGGCUGGUUUUGUUCAGUCUUAUUCUGACUACUCUUUGUUCACCUACACACGUGGGAGUGUAGAGAUUCGGGUCUUAGUUUAUGUUGAUGAUCUUGUUGUUUGUGGUAAUGAUAGUGAGGCCAUUCACAAAUUUAAGAAAUAUCUUGGAGAGUGUUUUCAUAUGAAAGAUUUGGGAAAACUUAAAUAUUUUCUCGGCAUUGAGAUUGCCCGCAACAAAGAAGGUUUUAUGUUGACACAAAGGAAAUAUGCGUUGGAUAUUGUAAGUGAAACAGGAUUGUUGGGUUCAAGGCCUGCUGCUACACCAAUGGAACAAAACCAUCACUUAGCUUCGGGUACUAGUCCUUUCAUUCCAGAGCCAGCAUCGUAUCGAAGACUAGUCGGUCGUCUUAUCUAUCUUGCCAAUACUCGACCUGAUCUUUCUUAUUCUGUUCACAUCUUGUCACAAUUUAUGCAAAAGCUGCGGGAAAGGCAUAUGGAUGCUGCGUUAUGUGUAGUCUUGUAUCUUAAAGGAACAGCAGGGCAAGGUAUUUUACUCAGUUCUCGUUCAAACUUGCAACUCUCAGUUUAUUGUGAUGCCGAUUGGGGUAUGUGUCCGCUCUCUCGUCGUUCUUUAACCGCCUAUGUUGCUUUGCUUGGUGGUUCUCCUAUCUCUUGGAAGACUAAGAAACAAAAAGUGGUGUCGCAAUCGUCUUGUGAAGCAGAGUAUCGUGCAAUGUCUAUUGCCACACGUGAGAUAAUGUGGUUACGACAACUUCUUAAAGAUUUGGGUUUUCAACCAAACGGACCUUCUCGUCUCAUUUGUGACAUUAAGUCUGCGCUUUAUAUUGCUACUAAUCCCGUUUUUCAUGAAAGAACAAAACAUAUCGAGAUCGAUUGUCAUCGGGUACGUGAUUCCAUCAAUAGUGGAGUUCUUACAACUGCACACAUUGGUACUAAGGAGCAAUUGGCUGAUCUUUUGACUAAAGCUUUGGGGAAAGUUCAGUUUAGUAAUCUAAUGUCCAAGUUGGGCGUUUGUAAUCUACACGCUCCAUUUUGA
Molecule: messenger RNA, 1272 nt
Organism: Camelina sativa (false flax)
Lineage: Eukaryota; Viridiplantae; Streptophyta; Magnoliopsida; Brassicales; Brassicaceae
Source: RefSeq, a predicted model, not a curated record